AUGGAAGGUCUAAGGAAGAUCCUUCCUAAAAGUGGAUCGACCAUUGACAAGAAAAGUGAAACAAGUCAAGAGAGCAUUCCCAUACCCAUGUCUGCCAGAAGUAAACUCAGCCGUCUCAGACAGAAGAUACGUAUGAUGUCAAACAUGAGAGGGUCAAAGGUUCUGGACAGACAGCAGACAAAUGUUGCCUAUGAAAACACAUACAAACUGGAGCCAGAUACAGCCAACAGAUUUUCUACAAAUAAAGCAGAGCAGGUUAUUCACGAAGUGUUUGAACAUUAUCUACGAGGGAAAUCAUAUGAACCUAAAGUCUUACCAAGAUUGAUCAAGACGUUGUCGGAGCUGAUCAGAGACAGAGUAAAAGCUCAAGGUAUAGAAAGACACAAAAUCAUAGUAACUGUAACAGUCAUCGAAAACAAGAAGCAAGGUGUACAAGUCUCCAGUCGUGCUCUCUGGAACGACAAGUUCGACAACUAUGCUUCCAUAGUUUAUGAUGGACCAAACUUCUACGCAGUUGGUUCUGUGUAUGCGGUCUACUAUGACUGA
Candidula unifasciata is the source of this 546-nucleotide messenger RNA. NCBI's taxonomy places the organism in Eukaryota, Metazoa, Mollusca, Gastropoda, Stylommatophora, Geomitridae. The record is from the annotation of a GenBank genome assembly.